Austrofundulus limnaeus is the source of this 1835-nucleotide messenger RNA. RefSeq lists its product as uncharacterized. Gene Ontology annotation, molecular function: metal ion binding. The record is from RefSeq and is a predicted model, not a curated record. The transcript has 2 exons. Lineage: Eukaryota; Metazoa; Chordata; Actinopteri; Cyprinodontiformes; Rivulidae. Bases 202 to 903 code for a protein of 233 amino acids.
ACCUGCAGAGACCUGGAAUCUGCAUGCAGAGAAGCAACAACGCAACAUCUAUCCUGGGUUUUUUUGCUUAUAAAAUACAUAAUAUUUAUUUUAUAAUUAAUUUUUAGAUUGUUUUCACAAGUUAUUACAUUUUCUCUGGCGGAAACUUCACCAAGAACCAUCAUUMUUGCGUUUUUGUUGUGAGCCCGAGCUAGCUUCAGUAUGAACUCCCUCGUUAGCUACGGAAUGUCUUCUGACAGCGAAGAAGAGGUGGAGGAUGUAAACAUUAGACACACWAGCUCACUUGUGGACGAUGGCGCCGCUAAAAAGACCCGCAACUUUUUACUGGAGUCCGGUUCAGCGUCAAGUGAUUCCGAGCCAGAGGACCCAGAGCCUUCAUCAACACCAUCUUCUGUGUCCUGUCAGUCUACCCUUCCUGCGCCAUCUGUAGGCUCUCCUACAGCUAAUAAGUUGCCGUCUCCAUCUCUAAAUGCCUCCGCUGACAGCAGCGUCUUUGCCAACCCUUUCAGGGCUCAGGCAGAACAGAAACUCAGUGCCCUGCAGAAACACGUCCCCCUCACAAUGCAGGCCAAACCCUCCCAGAUAGGGGGCAAAAGGGUCUGUGUUUCCUACAGGAAGGAUGGGCGGUGCAGGUUUGGCAUCAAAUGCAAAUUUGCUCACGACAGUGACCUCCAGACCCCAGGUGUUCCCGCUGACUGUCAUCCAGAUGUGACCGUGGAAACACCAGCAUCAGCUCCUGCCGUGGGUGGAGGAUCCCGCAGCCUCCAGCUGGACGACAAAGAGUCAGAGCAGCAGCAAACAAAGAAGAGGAGGGUCGGACUGAGUAACUCCUUGAUUCCACCCAAAAGAACGCUGAAGCAGUACGCUCUGCAAAGGGAACAGGAGAGGAUCAAUAUGUCCUGAUGAAAGAUUUCAAAUUAGAGACAAAAAAAAAAAACUUUUCUGAAAAUAGAGAUGUGUAUUUUAUAGAUUACUAUACUUGAUUGUGUACAAAGAUCUGGACCARCCAAAUUACUUAUAUUUGCAUCAUAUUUCCCAGAUGGUUUGCUUCAAGAUUACAGACAUUAACCCCUUCAGACCUGAUUUGUUUCUGUUAGUUAAAUAAAUUGUAUUCAGCAGAUUUGUACUUCUAUUUCCUAUAGAAACAAAAGGAAAAAACAUUUUUGUCAUUUCUUUUUUAUUAUUUUUCUAUGUCCCUUACAGUGGAUGCCACGACUAAACGAGAGUCAUGUCAUGAAUUCUUAGGGUUAAAAAAGGCAUUUUUUAAAAUACUUAAUUUAUCCAAUUCCUAAUUAGGUAUGAUCUUAGCAGAUAUYAUUGUGGAUAAUAAAACUAAGUAAUUACUUUUGCCUUCAGCAAUCCAAAAUGGAACUUAUAAAUGCAUGGUCAUACAUUUUAAUAGUAAACUAACCAAAUACCUACUGAUUAUACAAUAAGCAAAACAAUUGGCAAAAUAUCAGCUUAGUGGCUAUUUUCAGGUUGUCACUGAUUCUCUGGUACAUAUUGUUUGAAAUAUUCAUAUGAACUCAUCCUAAAUUGGAGGAUUCUCCAAUGAAAGAUCAAUGUUUGUUGUGAAUUAUGCUUCCUGGUUACUGACAUGUCAUAACCAUCUUCCCUUCUUACUGUCAUCUCUUGAUCCUCUGCCACUGCACCAUCUUCUGUCUCACCUCAAUUGCCAUCUCAUGUUCUCCUGGUAUGCAAGGACCUCUCCAUUGUCUCACAUCCAUUCAAUAACAAGUAUAUUUUUGACUUUUUUUUAGAUUCUUGCACUUAAACUUGUGCAUUUGUUGCAAUUUGGAGCUUAUAUACAGAGAAUAAAACAGAUAAAAACCUUG